Molecule: messenger RNA, 822 nt
Organism: Morus notabilis
Lineage: Eukaryota; Viridiplantae; Streptophyta; Magnoliopsida; Rosales; Moraceae
Product: zinc finger BED domain-containing protein RICESLEEPER 2-like
Exons: 3
Coding region: 1-822 (273 amino acids)
Source: RefSeq, a predicted model, not a curated record
AUGACUGUUGAUAAUGGCUCCUUAAAUGACUCCAUGAUUACCUACUUGAGAAGGAAGAUUAAGGGGUGGAAAGGGAUUGUUUUAGGUGGGGAAUUUCUUCAUGUUAGGUGUUGUGCCCAUAUAGUGAACCUGAUAGUCAAUGAAGGUUUAAAAGACCUACAUGAUUCCAUAUCUGCCAUUCGUAACGCUGUGAGGUAUGUGAGGUAUUCUCCGGCUAGGUUGCUGAAAUUCAAGUCAUGUAUGGAGCGAGAGAAAAUUGAAUACAAAUGUCUCGUAUGCUUAGAUGUCCCUACUAGAUGGAACUCCACCUAUAUGAUGUUAGAUGCAGCCAUUAAGUUUCAAAAGGCUUUUGAAAGAUAUGAAGAGGAAGAUGACAAGUUUGUGUCUUAUUCUCGGGAAGAUGAGGGGGGGAAGCGAAAGAUUGGGCCGCCACUUGAUGAUGAUUGGAAGAAUGUUAAGGUGUUUGUGAAAUUUCUGAAGACUUUUUAUGAUAUAACUUUGAAGUUUAGUGCCACUUUGAAUGUCACUUCGAAUUCUUACUUUCAUGAGCUGUGUGAGAUGCAAAACCAGCUAUCUGAAUUAAGCAAACAAGAGGAUUCAAUGCUUUCAUCCAUGGCUGUGAUGUAUGAUUCUUCCACUUCUGAAACAUUAGCAAAGAAUGUGAAGGAUACUAUGUACCGGCUGCAUAAGGUUUAUAGUAGGGACAAAGGUGAAUCUGUGGCUAAUGCAAGUAGUGGGAAGGCGGCAACAAUAAAUUUGUCAAAUUCUGUUGCAACACAUGAGGGGCAAAUUGGGAAUGAAGAUGCUAUUAUUCUAGAUUAA